Messenger RNA from Nipponia nippon (crested ibis), 741 nucleotides. The record is from RefSeq and is a predicted model, not a curated record. Lineage: Eukaryota; Metazoa; Chordata; Aves; Pelecaniformes; Threskiornithidae.
AUGUAUGUAGGACAGGGUGCUCAGGCACUCUUUGUACUUUCCUAUAAGGAUGUGAAGAACAAGGAUGUUGCGACAGGAGCUGUGGGGUUUUCUUCAGCUUUUAUAGCCUUUUCCACUACGCCUCAGCUGGCUCAGAAAAUCAAGAUGUACUUUGCUUUAGCACCUGUGGCCACGGUUAUAUUUGUUCGAAGUCCAUUGAAAAAGCUUGCAUUCUUUUCUGACUAUAGGCUUAAGGAGAUGUUUGGCACCAAACAGUUCCUACCACACACUGCCUUGUGUGAGCUGGUCCUUUGCAAAUUGCCUGCUCGGAAGACCUGCAAGAGCAUCUUGUCUAUGCUCUUUGGAUUUUACUGGAAGAACAUAAAUGUGAGCCGAGUACAUGUGUACACGGCACACUCCCCAGUGGGGACUUCAGCAAAUGUAAUCCACUGGUUGCAGGGAGUUCAAAGUGGUACACUGAGAGCUUAUGAUGGGGGGAGCACGUGUAACAGUCCUCACUAUAGACAAAUGGGUCCGCCGCUCUAUGAUUUGAAGGACAUGAAAGUGCCGACAGCCAUCUGGAGUGGCAGAGUGGACUGCCUGGCUGAUUCCCAGGACAUUGCCCUCCUGCUCCCCCAGAUCAGGAACCUGGUCCACCACAAGGUGAUUCCCCAGUGGAACCACCUGGAUUUCCUACUGGGGCUUGAUGCAACCGAGGUUUUGUACCAGGAAAUCGUUGACAUGAUGAAGAGACAUCCAUAA